UUUUUUUUUUUUUUCCCUUUUUUUUUUCACUUCUUAUUAGUAUUUUCCCUUAAGUGGUCAAUGAUGUCUCUAUUUUCAAGUGCAGCUUUUUAGUUGAUUUUUCUCCAGUAUUUGCCUUAUUCCAUGGUGGGAUUAUUUUAUUCUGGGUUCCAUGUGACUCUCAAUUUUUUUAAUAAUGAAGAGUCUAAUUUGGGUGGGCUCUUAAUUUUUUAAUCUGUAAAGAGCAUGUGGUGUGGUAAACAAUAUAUUGGGGCUUCAUUUCAUUGCUUCUCUUAUUCCAUUUCUUAGUACAGUUCCAUAUUUGGUAUGCUGCAACAUCUUUUGUUGGUUAUUGUUUGAUUAUUAAAUUAGUUAGUCAGUUGACCAACUAAUCAAUUAGUAUUUUAAGUUGGUUUCUUCUAGAUGAGGUAUCAGAGCUUCUAAAUAUGGUUAUCAAUCAUUUACAAUACUCUAAAGUUGUCUUCUUGCUUUGUUUUACAGAAAUCCUGUCUGCUGAGACAUGAAUUCUUGCAUUCCUGAUUGGAAUUUUGAGGCUGAUCUCCCUUUGACCAACCAAAAGAAACCCAUGGGGCCAGACCAUGAACUAGUAGAGCUCUUGUGGAGAAAUGGACAGGUAGUUUUGCACAGCCAAACGCAUCGAAAACCGAGUCCUAAUCGUCCUAAUGAGGCCAGACAAGUUCAAAAACAAGAUCAGCAGACCAUAAGGGUUGGUGGAUUAUAUGGGAACUCAAGUAAUUUGACUCAAGAUGAAGACACAGGUUCCUUGAUCCACUACCCUCUUGAAGAUUCCUUUGACAAAGAGUUCUGUUCCCAUUUUUUUUCUGAAUUGCCUUCCUGUGAUCCAAUUGAGAUUGACAAGCCAACCAAACAAUUUGAAGAAGAAAAGUUUGCUAAGUUUGGUGCUUCUGAUACCCCCCAUCUUGUUUCCACUGCCCCCCAACCUAAUGUUAAGUCCCCUGCUGGUAUGGGAUAUCCUGCAAACCCAAUGCCUCCUCCAAGAUAUCAAUACAAUAACUCAACUGAGCAAAACCAAAAUCUAGGAGGCUUGGGGAAAAUAGUUAAUUUUUCAACAUUUGCUACCCCAGGAAAGGGUGAUAGAGGAUCUUCCAGAGGAAAAAUAGGAGGGAAAGAGUCUGGCAAUUUAACUCAGGGGGAGGUUAAAGAGUGUUCGGUAAUGACCGUUGGUUCGAGUUACGUUGGUAGCAACCAAGUUCUAAAUGACUUUGAUGUGAGCAGGGCUUCAAGCAAUUGUGAUGGGACGACUGGUUUAUCUGUUGGACCCUUCUAUGACAAUGUUCAAAAGAUGAUGCCUCAGAGUGAGAGAGGGAAAACAGAUACACUAGACCCAACUCUUACUUCAUCUUCUGGUGGUUCUGGUAGUAGUUUUGGCAGAGGAGGAAAGCGGUCUAAUGUUGUCAAUAGCAACAAAAGAAAGGGUAGAGAUGCUGAGGACUCAGAGUGCCAAAGUGAGGCUGCUGAACUUGAGUCAGCUGCAGGAAACAAGUCAGCACAACGGUCUGGAUCAUCCAGGAGGAGCCGUGCUGCUGAAGUCCAUAAUCUCUCAGAAAGGAGACGGAGAGAUCGGAUCAAUGAGAAAAUGAGAGCAUUGCAAGAGCUCAUACCUCAUUCUAACAAGACAGAUAAAGCAUCAAUGUUAGAUGAGGCAAUUGAAUACUUGAAGUCUCUUCAGAUGCAACUUCAGGUAAUGUGGAUGGGAAGCGGGAUGGCACCAAUGAUGUUUCCAGGCAUGCAGCACUAUAUGUCCCGAAUGGGAAUGGGAAUGGGAGUGGGAAUGGGACCACCAGCCUUGCCUUCAAUGCACAAUCCGAUGCAUUUACCUAGAGUCCCUCUAGUUGAUCAGUGCAUGAAUGUGGCUCCAGCAACAAACCAGGCUAUAAUGUGCCAAGCACCGGUGUUGAAUCCAGUUGAUUAUCAUAACCAGAUGCAAAAUCCCGCUUUUCAGGAGCAGUAUGCGCGUCUUUUGGGCUUCCAUCAUAUGCAGACUAUGUCUCAGCCUGUGAAUAUGUUCAGAUUUGGCUCCCAGCCUAUGCAACAGAAUCAGAUGACAGCACCAACUGGCAUCAACAGUGGACCUUUAGCUGGAGGAGGUACAGCUAAUGAUACUUUAAGGGGCAAGAUGUCCUUUUUCUGAUGUUAACAGGUUAAUCAGUGAGUAUGCAUGCUUAUCUCCUCUCUAUGGUCCCCUGGCUUAUUUAACAAGAUUAUUUCAAGGUGGCAAAAGUUGUUGUGUUAAAUAUAUUUCUAGCUCGCACGGUUCGCAUGCCUCCCCAACCAGUGAGCGUGAUGUACGAUCUUACCGCGUAGUUGAGGUGAUCGAAGAGUCACUUCUCCUACGUACAUGCCAAUGAACAACUACUGCAAGAGUUCAAACAUCCCAAGCCUAGUUGUGCAGCUUCCUGAAUUGAGUUUUUGACUCUGGUAAAAAGUAAAAUAGUAUUUCAGUUCAUGUCCAAUAACAUGUAUAAAAUACAGGCAUUUUUCUGCUCAUUGAUGUUCUCUUAUAAAAAUAUGCCUCAAUUUUUUAAUGGAUAGUGAUGUUUCCUGAAGUGUUUCUUUGUUUGCACCUUUAUGCUUAUGCUUUUGCCUGUGAUGGUUAUAUCUGUCACUGUAAGUAACUGGAAAUGAAUAAAAGAAAAAGUUGAAUCA
This is a messenger RNA of Prunus dulcis (almond), 2667 nucleotides long. RefSeq names its product transcription factor PIF4-like. The transcript is spliced from 8 exons. NCBI's taxonomy places the organism in Eukaryota, Viridiplantae, Streptophyta, Magnoliopsida, Rosales, Rosaceae. Bases 500 to 2152 code for a protein of 550 amino acids. Gene Ontology annotation, molecular function: DNA-binding transcription factor activity; protein dimerization activity. Gene Ontology annotation, biological process: regulation of DNA-templated transcription. The record is from RefSeq and is a predicted model, not a curated record.